AUGCUGGGCAACUUUGCUUUGCAGAUGGAGUGGGCUGAAAGAAGCGGUCCAGGGGAUGUAAUGAGGAAGACGAGAGGAAACGAGGGAGAGGAAGAGACGGGCAGAGACGGGCACGGACGAACGGGACGAGCACGGAGACGAGAGCAGGCCACGGAGGAAGACCACGAGCGGGACCCGUCGAGUGCCAAAGAGGCGAACCGUGAAGCGACCUACACGCAGCGGCGGGGCUCAUACCCCGCCUGCGCCAAGCGGUGUGCGCCAUUCACAUUGGGGACGAGCGCCGUCUACCUGCCUCUGGCCCACGUUAGCCUCAGCCAUUGGGGCACAAUUCCCCCGGAGCCCCCACAUCCGAGAUUGAGGCGCCAAGACCGUGAAAACCCCCCCUCCGAAAGUGCCUUGCGAGAUCAACUGCUGCUAGGCUUGAGCGACAGCCCACUGGCCCAAGCUCUGAAGGUCUAUGCUCGCCGUCACCCAGAGCUGGAUUUCACAGAGCUACGUGAGGAGGCCAGGUUAUUGGAGACUGAGUACGGCCGGGGUCAACCAGAGGUAACGUGUGCCUCAGUUCAAAAACAUUAUGACUCUCCUAAAACCCCACAGGGAUUGGACUGGAAGGAGCAAUUGAAGCGCGAAAUCAUGGAGGAGGUGAACGUCCAAAUGAAGGGGCUGUCCCGUGAUAUCCUCGCUGAGCUUAAACCCCUGCUGCAGUCUGCCUCUCCCCAGUCAAGCCCCCCCAACACCACGUGGAACCGCCGGUAUUCACCGAGACCCUAUAAUGACCGGGACGAGCAAGGAAUGAACGUCAUCAUGGCUUGUUGGGAUAACAUCUUUAAGAGGUCAAAGAUGCCUGCUCUCCCACCACAAUUUAAACAUCUGAGAGUGUGGCGGGAGGCGUUUGCCACCUGCAGCCGCAUAGAAGUAGCCCCCACAGAGGACGGGUCAAUGGGUUUCGUGAGGUUGGCCACGAAGAAUAACAUUUCAGUCCCUCCAAACAGUGAGAUAGUGGUGUGGGGUCGUACUCGGAUGGGGCGGGGUGGAACAGAUUUCUGUGCCCUUAUAGAGCCGGUUCCUGGGGCUAAUAUUGGUGGUGUGGGUGUGGCUAGAACGCUGGUCGAGGUGAGGAAAGGAAGAGUCCCUGUUCGCAUUUGUAACCCCCACCCCUACAGUGUGUCUGUAGGUCGUUUUACGAGGUUAGGGCAGCUUUAUCAUAUUGAAGAGGCAGAUGUACAUGGCCCAAAUGACCCAUCUCUGUUUCUUGAGGGAGACGACGUCGUAGCGGUAACCCUGGUAGAUGUCACAACUUCGGCGGCUAACUCUGAGUUGCCCCCAGAGGUGAGCAAGCUGAAAACGCGCCCUGACUUGUCUGAGGUGCAGCAGGAGGAGCUGGAGGCCCUGCUGCAGAGGUGGGAGAAGGUCUUUGCCGUACAUGACGAGGAUUUUGGCCGGACUGACCUGGUGCAGCAUAGAAUCCCUACGGGCGAUGCUGCCCCCAUCCGAGAGAGGCACCGGCCAAUCCCCCCAAUGCUGUACAGAGAAACGGCACACCUAGGAGCAGUGGAGCAACGCUGGGUGGCCCAACUCGCCCCAUUCAACUACACGGUCAAAUAUCGGUCAGGUAAAAGCAAUAUCAACGCUGACGUUCUGUCUAGGUUUCCUGCUCCUGUUAAACAGGCCAUACCACCCGUCGAUGAGCUGGUGGAUGCAGCUGCAGUGGAGACGGGCAGAGACGGGCACGGACGAACGGGACGAGCACGGAGACGAGAGCAGGCCACGGAGGAAGACCACGAGCGGGACCCGUCGAGUGCCAAAGAGGCGAACCGUGAAGCGAUCUACACGCAGCGGCGGGGCUCAUACCCCGCCUACGCAGUAAGUCUACGGCCCUGGGAUCCGCGGCGGCAGCUGGAGGGCUGCAAUCCGGAUAAAGAGCGAGGACGCAGAGUCACUGGGACGUACCGCGAAGCGACCUACACGCAGCGGCGGGGCUCAUACCCCGCCUGCGCCAAGCGGUGUGCGCCAUUCACGUUGGGGACGAGCGCCGUCUACCUGCCUCUGGCCCACGUUAGCCUCAGCCAUUGGGGCACAAUUCCCCCGGAGCCCCCACAUCCGAGGUUUCUGGGUUUUAACGAAGGACUUUUAUAA
This is a messenger RNA of Knipowitschia caucasica, 2136 nucleotides long. The record is from the annotation of a GenBank genome assembly. NCBI's taxonomy places the organism in Eukaryota, Metazoa, Chordata, Actinopteri, Gobiiformes, Gobiidae.